AUAAAAGAAGUUGCGCUGCGAAAAAUUACGAGAGAAAGACUUUUUUCGACUCGCCGAUACGUUGGAGUUGAUUAAUACAAAGCGGAGAAACACGCGAGUGAACAGCGACACAAGAAGAGAUAGAAAUAAAAAGCCGAACUCGGUAACAUCUGCGGUCCGACAAAAAAAGAGGGACUCAAAGGAUGUGGAAGUGGGUACGGGGUCAAAUUUGGAAAACACAUGGCUGUGGGAGCGAGCGGCAGUGAAGCGAGCACUGGGAGCCGGGGCAGACGCGGCUACGCCCGGUGCAGCACUUGAGCGAGACUGAUCGACGGCAGUAUUGCACUCGUGAGGAACAGGAGAACCGCGGUGAACACGUAGCUGCAUACCGCGUCGUUCGACGCGGGCAAGCGGCGACCACGGCAGCUAGUAUAGCUAGCUUGGCUUGCCGUCUCUCUCCCUCUCUCUCUCUCUCUCUCUUGCCUCGGCCAAAAGAGAGAGAGAGAGAGAGAGAGAGAGAGAGAGAGAGAGAGAGAGAGAGAACGAGAGUGCGCGAGGGCACGCGCAGCCCAGUGACAGGAGCACCGUUUUCGAUCAUGGCACGGAUGCUCUCGUGCCUCCGCGGGUUCCUGCUUGGAUUCGUCGUCAUCGUCGGCUUUUCAGGAGCGAUCGUCGUCGCAGGAUCUUCUAUUUUCUUGUACCAACUGCACGAAUACUCGCUACUUACCCCUUCAAAUGUGGAUGGACCGCCCGGAAUCAUGCUCGGUCUGGGAAUCCUCACGUGUGCCGUGGCUUGGUUCGUUUGGCACUUUGACUAUAGUGCCAAAGCACAGAUCAUAUCGUUAGCAACCUUAAUCGCAGCUAUUGCGAUAGUGGAAAUCAGCAUCGGCAUCUGGGCACUGGUGCGCCACCAACAAAUUUAUGCUUUACCCGAAAAUGUUGUACAAAAGGCUAUUGUUACUUUGAAUGAUCCGAGGAGCGACGAUUUAUGGCAUAAAAUGCACGUAAAAUUGAACUGCUGUGGCGUGAAUGGAGCUAGCGAAGAUUUCAGACAAAAACACAAACACGUUCCAUGGUCGUGUUGUUAUGAGCUCCAUGAGUCGGAAGACGAGAAGAAAAAAUGUGAAAGAGGCUGUCACCAUCCGAUGAUCCAUCGAACGCAGUCGAUUUUACUGUACGCCUUUCUUCUAGCUCUCAGCUCCUUCAUUUUAAAGGCUUGCACCGUAGCAUUGGCGUGGUGCUAUGCAAAGUCUAUUGCCGAAGCAAUAAAGAAAAGAAGAAAAGAAAUAGAGGCAAAUCAUUCAUCCACGAUGAUUUCGUCCGCAGCUCAAGCGAGCAGUAUCAAUAAACUGCAGCCUUCCAGACUAUGAUAUGUGAUUAUAACGUGUGACUUAAUAUCAUCGUGAUAUAUAUUGGCUUCCAUCAAUUAAGUUUUUCAAUGGGUCAACGAAACAUCCCGCGCGUCGUUUAAUAUCAAUCGUCUACUCCAAUUUAUUCCAAAUCAUUCCUACUGAUUUAAACGUUUAUUUAUAAGAAUUACAAAUCACCUUAGCUUAUUCCUGACUGAUGUAUAGUUAUGGCGUAUUGGGCCAUAUACAAAUGAAAUAUCUAAAGUACUUAAUUUACAUCUCUACUUAACAAAAACUGUUUGGAUACUACAUUGUCCACACACCAGGCAUAGUAAUUUUACACUAUGUUCCUUCGUAAAUUUUUUCAACUGCCUUUCAUGAACCUGUAUAUGACUGUAAUGUAUACUAAUAUAUAUAACUUAUUUUUUAUUUUAUGUAUUUGUCUCGUUAUAAUUAUAAACAAUACUUUACUUUAUUAUAUUACGUAUGUACGUUUGAAUAGAUUCGAUUCGAAAAAUUCAAUACGAAAACACAUUCUAAUGAAAGAAAUUUCCUUUUAUUUAAUUUUGUCUUAUUUUCAACAUUUUCGAAACAGACAAUUACACCUUCAAUAUGUAUGAUUUCUGAGUAAGUUUUCUGAAAAUUACGUAAAAUGAUAUUUUUAUUCGUGUAUUAUUGUGUGUUGAAAAGGGUUUGAAUUUGUACUCACGCUUGUUUAUUAGAGAGUACCUAAUUGCCUUUCCGCAAUCGGGUAAAACAGAGUAUAUCAAUUUUAUACGAAAGCUUGACGAGGUUUACACAAGAUUCGCUUUAAAUAAUGCAUAGAAAAUUUUAUAAGAUGCUUAAUGUAGUGGUUUACAUCCAUGAUAUGAGUGAAUCAUAUUCAUUGUAAUUAUAGAUUUAGUAUAAUAUCUCUUAAAUUCAUUACACGAAAUUGAUUUUAUAAUAAAAUAACAAUAGCUUCACAUGUAAAGUAUCCUUUUGUAAGAUAAAUGACAGUCAAAUGUAUUCAAGUUGGAAUAUUAUUGCAUUUUUCAAUUACAAAUAGUUUAUUUUUAGUAAAGUCUUAUUACGAAAAUUUGAAAAAAAUACGUAAUAAUACAUAUAAAUAUUAUCUUAAACUGAUCGAUUUUUCAAUAAACUAAUAACGAACAUCAUUAUACUUAAAUAACUAUUUAUCUUAUUUAUUACAUUAAAACCAAUAGUAUAUUGUAUAAAAGAGAUGAGAACCAAUUCUUAAAUACUUCCAAAACCGGUAAUGUAUUUAUUAUGUUGUUCAUAUCAACAUUAUUACGAACUUCAUUUCUAUUUAAGUAUUUGCGAAAGCAGGUUGCACAGUUUUAUACUCGACAAAUGCGUGAAAAAUCUUAUUUGUACAAAUGAUAGUCUCCAGAUACCCUAGAUGCUUCCUACAACGUUUAAGAUUAAAUGAAGUGAAAUAUGAAAGUUCAUAACUGGUCAUAAAGUUUAAUAUACACAAGACCUCUGGUCAAACAAAAUGAAUAAAAAUUAAGAUAUUAAUUUUUUAAGUGCAUCAAAAAUCAGCUCGAUUUAAUAAUAUAUGUGACAACACCGAAACCCUAAUAUUGAUAUAAUAGCAACACGCAUAUAAGAGUACUUUAUUAACUUGAACUACACGACUAAUUAUCACGAAGACUUUAUAACGACUGACUCACUUGACGACAAACAACAAAUUAAAACUGCUUGGCAACUUUCUCAUCUUUAUUUCUUAACCGUUUUUUGCAGUCGUGGCGUAAAAAAUGUAAAAGACAUUUCAACUUUUUUUUGACGAAUUUCUAAAAUAUAUGAGACUCAUAAGUCGUGGCCAAUAAAUGACGCGAAA
This is a messenger RNA of Phymastichus coffea, 3171 nucleotides long. RefSeq lists its product as uncharacterized. The record is from RefSeq and is a predicted model, not a curated record. Gene Ontology annotation, cellular component: membrane. NCBI's taxonomy places the organism in Eukaryota, Metazoa, Arthropoda, Insecta, Hymenoptera, Eulophidae. Gene Ontology annotation, biological process: protein localization to plasma membrane; protein maturation. The transcript is spliced from 6 exons. The coding region runs from base 576 to 1349 and encodes 257 amino acids.